Messenger RNA from Rhipicephalus sanguineus (brown dog tick), 4803 nucleotides. RefSeq names its product vesicle-associated membrane protein 3. Gene Ontology annotation, cellular component: SNARE complex; plasma membrane. The coding region runs from base 133 to 495 and encodes 120 amino acids. The record is from RefSeq and is a predicted model, not a curated record. Gene Ontology annotation, molecular function: syntaxin binding; SNAP receptor activity. NCBI's taxonomy places the organism in Eukaryota, Metazoa, Arthropoda, Arachnida, Ixodida, Ixodidae. The transcript is spliced from 7 exons. Gene Ontology annotation, biological process: vesicle fusion; vesicle-mediated transport.
AUCCCCGGAUGUAUGACGUCAUUGAAAAAGCUGUCGCCAUCAUUGAUCCUGAGUGCCCUUUAAAGCCUUAAUUUUAAUCAACCUCGGGCUCGGGAACAUCUAUUUUAGGGCAGUUCGUCCUAUGUACUGAAUAUGUACCUGUCUCAGCCAGGAGUAGCGGGAGGCCAGGCGGGGGCCGACCAGGAGGGUGCGCCCAGGCCCCCCAACCCCCAGCAUCAGGCCGCGUCCAAGCGGAUACAGCAGACACAGGCGCAAGUGGACGAGGUUGUGGAUAUCAUGCGCACAAAUGUGGAGAAAGUGCUGGAGAGAGAUCAGAAGCUGUCGGAACUGGAUGAUCGCGCAGAUGCCUUGCAACAAGGUGCUUCACAGUUUGAGCAGCAAGCUGGAAAGCUGAAGAGGAAGUUCUGGUGGAAAAACUGCAAGAUGUGGGCCAUCUUAAUCGGGGUCAUUGCAAUCAUAAUUAUUAUCAUUAUUGUUUGGGCUUCGACGGGCUAAAAGGGUGAAAGCGAGCGCAAGAGAUGAAUGAAGUCGACUCGAGGAAGGAGGAAGAGGCACGUUGCACAAAAGACGAGAGAAUGACAAAAUGUUUCGCCCGAUUAUUUUGUGCCGCUCUCCACCACACAAGACUGCAUCAGUUGGCAAGUGGGGGUCAUCAUCCUGCUCCCUUAGCAUCGCAGCAUCGUCAAACUGCUUGGGGACGAAACUAUUCUCCCCCAGCACGACGAGCUGUGGUGGCCAUCGCUGUGUAUUGUAUCAUUUGCUAUUGUUGUCUUUCUUGUACUUUUGUUGUGAUGUCAGAUUUUUUUUUUUCCCAGCUGGGUAUUGUUUUUUGAUGCUAGCUGUAUAGCGCUCCUUGUUACUUUAGGUCGAACGCUGAUCCGAUUGAAGAUGCGCUGCUCAUGUGUAUUUGAAGGAGCUUGAUCAUCCUUGUGCAAAUACUUUCUAGGGUAAUGUCCUGGAAAAAUGACAUUGAGUACUCCCUAAUGAAGUUUGGCUCCUGAACAAAUCUAUGCUUUUGCUUGGCAUUAAAUUGAGUCGUUGCCUUGUACAUCCGUGAACACACAGUAGUUGAUAUUGUUUGUUCAAAAUGGAGUGGCCACAAAUUCGAAGAGCGACCCCUGCUACAUUAGGCUCCAUAAAGCAGUCAGUUUUCAUUAGCCGAUAAUUUUUCACAAGCUAUUAUUGCUUACGAUAGGGCAUUUCAUGGGCAUUCGGAAUAAGGUUUCUGCAAUUGGCCCCUGGACUUCGAAUGGCAGAUGCUGAAGGUUCAACUGUUUUUGUGAGCAGAAAUGACACAAUUCGAAGUCUUCAAACAGUGGCAGGCAAUUUGUGUCAGCUUUUGUGUCAACCUUCCAUUGCCUCAAGAAGCAUGGAAGCGUUUUUGAAUGAGCGAGUCAUUGACACUGUGGUUGAACUUUGCUGCAUGCAUACAGAUUGAAAGUGUGCUGCUAGUAACAGACUGACAUGCUGAGGAUGACGGGUCAUGACGAAUGUUCUCUGAAAGCCAAUGUCUCCUCUUCAGGGUAAAGUGCUCUUGGAGUCCAGGUGCCACUUGCAGUUUGCUAAUGCUACAUUCGCUAAAGCCAUAUGGCUAAUACGUUAGUGCAAGGUAUAGAGCGUGGCCUUGUGUUUUAUCACUGUUGUGGCGCGAACAUAUCUACAAACAUGGGCCUUCAUAAGGCCAAGACCAUGUGACCUCUUGAGAACUUGCGUAGUUGCCCGCUUUUACUUAGCUUCACCUCGCAGUGGGGAUGUCUGUUGUUGAGCAAAGGGGCACUUGGUGGGGAUUGCUUCCUAGUCGCUCGUUUUUGUGUUGUUGCUUUGUUUUUCUUCGAUAUUCUUGUUUCUGUUGCAGUUUAUGCAUCCACCUCAACCUCGUCGACAAAGACCAAGUGAACAUCCUUCCUUUCGCCUUGGCUCUCGAGGCUUCAGUGCACUUUUUUUUUUUGUCUAACUUCGCCAGUGCGAGAGAAGUGUGCAGCUGAUCUUUCUUAAGCUGUCAGUUUGCUGUCAGCGGUUGAAAGGAAUCGUGGAGGGCUCCUUCUGUGACUUACCGGCUUUCAGCAUUGUUUCUUUUUCCCACCCGCUUGCACUGCUUGUCUUGUAAUUAAAAAGGGAUGGCUGCAGUGCCGGUCUUUGUUAAUGCUAUCUAUAUAGGUACCAUCGUUGUAAAUGCGCGAUAUUCAAAUUGAGCUCUCGUACUGCUGCUGUUGUUUCGGGGCUUAGUGUGAAUUUGGUGUAUAUUAUUGUUGACGCGGGGAACCGAAAUUGAGUUUUUCUCUCUCUCUGCUUAUGACGAAUUGCGUGUGUGUGCUGUAUGUGUGCAUGUGCAUGCAGGUGUGUGCGUGUGCGUGAGCCACUGGAUGAUUUAGCAUGUUUAUUCUUCAGCAAAUUGUAUGUAUUCAGAAGACUGCCAGCGUUGUAACGCUGUGACCUCACCUUCCUGUGUGUUGCAUGUACAUAAAUAAUGUAGUUACAAGUGUCGCUAGGAGAGGAGCAGCAGCGUUCACACCAUCCCAGUGAAGCAUGGUACUUCGAGAGUAACGGCGGAUUGCCACAUCUUGGAGGUCAUAUCGGCGAGGUCCAACUGGGGUUCUGUGACGUGGCGUACCGUUUCGCCGGGUGCAAAACAAAAGUUUUAAGGUAGCGUUAUGCAUGCUUCCCUGGGUUUAAUGUAGUUGUGUGCUUUGUGGCGCGCAGCUCAUUGUUUGGUGUGAACGCGGCUUCAGUGAAAGUGGCGUUUUCUCUGCCCACCCCAAAAGAACUGGCGAGGUUUAACAUGUGCACGUUACUCUCUUCGCAGUUGAGUGCAACAGUAUACAACCUAAUGUCCCAUUCUAGUAGAGUUGGUAAUUCCGAAUCUGCUGGGUGCAUUGUGCCUUUUGAUGCUGUGUGAAAUGUGUGCAUAUGUAGCUUAAGCGGGCAUUACGGGCAAUGCGAACGAGAGUGAAGAGUUCAAAAUACCAGUGACUGACACUAAAUUGAAUUCCUAGAUGCGGACUAUCCCGUCGUGUGUUAGGUGGCUAUACUGGUGCACUCGGCUGCGUACACGUGCUUUUUAGCUGGCAUUCCACGCUUUGGUAAUUGACACUUUGCGAAAAAUCUGAGUUGGCUUUUUUCGCAAGAAUGUUUUCCAACCAAAAACUCUCGUUCACAGAAUGCUCUUCUCGCUCUAAGCGCGUUUACCCCUCCACAUUCCAGGGUAGGUCCCCACGUACCACUGCGGCCUUUAAAAAAUUACUGCGCAAAUGUCACAACUUGUAGUAAAAUCUGUAGUGUGCAGAGAGAAGAAACGAAAGGCAGGGAGUGUCGAGUGGGAAAAGUAAUUAUGCUAGUCUGUGAUCAAGGCUACUUGGUUGGAAAAUAUAUUUGCUCACGCAUGCGCAGUAACGUUUUUGCAAAGUGUCAAUUGCGUCUUCUUUUUAUUUCGCUCGUUUCAGUGGGCACGGAAGAGUAAAAACGGGCGAGUACUAUUGUAACAUCCCUUGUCAUAAGGAGUGAACACAUAGCACGACGUUUGGCUUAGACACACAGUAGUGUAAUGCUUGUAGAAUGGUUGACUUUGUGAGCAUCAAGUGUCCACACCCGUAAGAUCCCAUAGUCGGACGUUGACAAAGCAGCCCUUUGUUGACAUAUGCAGCUGCAGCCACAUAUUUGUGAUGCACACUUUCGUCAUCAUGUUUAUGGCUGUUGGUUUACUGCUCCUUGCAGCAGCAUUAUGGGCUAGUGCUGCAUCAACUCGUGCAACCAUCUUGCUAGUGUCACCUAGCUUGGCGACGCGUGCCCAACAGUUCAAGCCGUACUGCGGCUCUUAUGAAUAAGGUGUUACAUUGGCUGCGCUGUAAAUGUCACGCACGACGUUAACCGAUAUUUCUUAGAACGCUGUGCGCGAGGUAUUUGUGCGCAGUGUUGUAAACGAAGGAAGUGUCUGAACGAAUGCUGCGUGCAUACGACUGUUAGUCGUGAAAUAGAAUUGCACAUUAGCGGGUGUAACAUAUUUAGACGUAACUUUUUCGCAGCGGUUGUAGAACUCGCCGGUCACGUGGUAUGGGUGUGCAUACCCGAGAAACUGAACCGCUGCGCAUCCAGUUGCUGUGAGGGUAGCUGCUUCAACCCCCCCUCCCCCCUCCAUUUUUUUCUUUAAACUUGGUGUGUUUGUGUCAGCCGUGGGGGAUUUGCACUGUUUCUAAGUGCAUUUUUCGCCUGACGAGGAGCUUAAGAACUACACGUGUCUAGGGUAAACUCGUGCUCCCUUAACCAUUCCAGUCCACACCUUCCCCCCACAACUUUGCUCGAAUCUAUGGAUUAGCCUGACUGGUGUGAAUGUGUUUUGUGUGCGUACCUCGCUUCUCUCUCUCCGCUUGUCAUUUUGGAGUCUUCUUCGGCACGAUUAAAAAAAAAAAAAGGCUGACAGCCGCUGUAUAGCUGCAUAUGCUAACUGCAAUUACAAACAACUAUUCAUGUAAAUGUGUAUAAACAUAGAGGCAUAUAUGCAGCGCACGUGUGCGUGUGUGUGUAAACGCGUAUCUCGCUGUCUUUUCGAGGUCAAAAUGAUUUUGUGGGGUUACUGAAACCAUACAGUUGGUUGGUGUCGAAGCUCCUUGUUUUUUCACACUUUUGUGAAACACCAUGUUGUACCACUCUGUUACAAGUGUCGUUCUUUGUUUGUGUGAGCUCGUUUUUUUUUCUUUUCCUGACGAAUGUGAGAGUUGGUGCGUGGUGUUACGAUGACGUUAAUUAUUUAAAAAUAUUGCGAGGAUAGUCUUGGGAGAGAAUAAUAAAAGCACUAGCCUUUGAAUCAUU